This is a messenger RNA of Aspergillus steynii IBT 23096, 1366 nucleotides long. RefSeq names its product GPI anchored serine-rich protein. Lineage: Eukaryota; Fungi; Ascomycota; Eurotiomycetes; Eurotiales; Aspergillaceae. Bases 289 to 1044 code for a protein of 251 amino acids. The record is from RefSeq and is a predicted model, not a curated record. The transcript has 2 exons.
CCACCGGGCUUGCAGGUCUGAGUUGCUUCUCUCUCCCCUUUUUCGUCCCUGAGACGAUCUCCAGGGUAAUCUCCCGGGCCAUACAAAGGCCGCCGGCCCUCCCUCCCUUCUCGAUCUUCUGAUUCUAAUCCGUUCCUUCUUUCUAUCAAGUCCAACUUGUUUGAAGCAUAUCCAACUUGACUUCGGUCAUCCACUCUCUUUUUCACACCCCAACUAUCCACUCUCUUUCUUAAUUCGAAACCUUUAUACACGGUUCUUUUCAACCAAAAAAACCCACAAACCAUCACAAUGCGUUUCACUGCUGCUUCCAUUGCUCUCUUCGCCGGCCUGGCCGUUGCUGCCCCUGAGGGCAUCCACACCGUCUACCAGACCGAGGACGUGACCAUCACCUCCUGCGCGCCCGAUGUCACCGACUGCCCUGGCCGCCAGCCCCAGACCUCCACCCCCGAGGGUGUUGAGCCCGUGACCACCCCUGCUGCUCCUCCCGUGGCCACCACCCAGGCCUCCGAGGUCCCCCCCGCGGAGCCCACCUCUGAGUCUCCCGCGCAGCCCACCAGCGAGGCUGAGGUUCCUCCCACCGAGCCCACCACCGCUCCCGCCGGUGUGCCCUCCAGCCCCAGCGAGCCCAGCCAGCCCGUCGUCCCCGGCGUCCCCGGCACCAGCAACCCCGUCGUGCCCCCCGCUGCUCCCUCCAGCAGCUCCCCCGUCAUCCCCGGCAACCCCGGCAACCCUGGCGUCCCUACCGGCCCUGCUGCCCAGACCUCCGUCGUGGCCGUCACCACCUGCGUGCCCACCGUCACCUACUCCACCAUCACCGGCCCCUCCGGCGUCUCUCCCACCGGCCCCCCCGCUAAGCCCUCCAACCCCGUCAUCCCCGGCGGCAACUCCCCCGGCAACACCCCCGGUGUUGGCGUCGGCCCCAGCGGUAGCGCUACCCCCUCCACCUCCGCCCCCGGUGCUCUCUUCACCGGUGCUGCCAGCUCCGUCUCCGGCUCUUUCGGUUUCGCCGGUGCUGCCGCCGCUGCCGCUUUCUUCCUGGCUUAAAUUUCUUCCCUUUCUUGUGUAUAGUGGUAACCGCCUCCGGGGUCACUCGAUGAGUCCGUGACCUCCAGCGUCCCGGGGUGUUUUUGUCAAACGAAGCAGUUCCAGGAUCGGGAGAUCGGUCGAUCGAGACUAGAUCUCGGGCGGUGCAAUGUCAUUUAGAAUUCGUGUGGAUAUGGGGUGUGGGAUGCAGAAGAGAGUAAUAUGACUUCCUUCUUGUGUCGUCUUUUUUCCUUUUGGUUUUCCUUUUCUUUUCUCGUCUAUAUAUCCUUUUAUAUUUCUUUUUUAUUGCUUUCUUGGUCCAUUGCUUCGGAGUUGUUUUGUG